Molecule: messenger RNA, 2045 nt
Organism: Setaria italica (foxtail millet)
Lineage: Eukaryota; Viridiplantae; Streptophyta; Magnoliopsida; Poales; Poaceae
Product: wall-associated receptor kinase 5
Exons: 3
Coding region: 452-1705 (417 amino acids)
Biological process (GO): protein phosphorylation; cell surface receptor signaling pathway
Cellular component (GO): plasma membrane
Molecular function (GO): ATP binding; protein serine/threonine kinase activity; calcium ion binding
Source: RefSeq, a predicted model, not a curated record
CAAGACCUUAUUUUUGAUGGAAAUAAUUCAUUUGCCAGCAGAGUUAAUAGAAGCUAGAACUAUGCCGCUGGUACUUGACUGGGCCAUCAGGGAUGACGGGUUGGUGUUACCAACCGGGAUAAAAGGGGGUCUUUUGUCCCGGUUGAGUGACCCGGGAUAAAAGACCCCCCCCUUUUGUCCCGGAUGGUUUAUCCCGGAUACGUUUUCGAGAUAAAAGCACCCUACCAACCGGGAUUAAAGCUCACUUCUCUACCAGUGGUUAUAGAAGCUAGAACUAUGCCGCUGGUACUUGACUGGGCCAUCAGGGAUAGAUGACGGGUCUUGCCGGCCCCCACCCAACGAUGGUGAGGCGUCGGCUAAGCCCACAGCUCCCGCUUGCGUCAGCAGAAACAGCUUCUGUAUCAGUGCCACACAGGGGCCUGGGUACCUCUGUAAUUGCUCUGAGGGAUACAUGGGCAAUCCCUACGUCACCGGUGACAAAGGAUGCACAAAUAUUAACGAGUGUGAUCUUCGGAAAUCAAAUCCUGAGAAGUAUGAAAAAUUAUAUCCUUGUUAUAGUGGUAGCACAUGCCAUGAUACACAGGGUAGUUACAAGUGCAAAUGCAAAUUUGGUCUAAAAGGAGAUGGUAAAAGUGAGAAAGGAUGCCAGCCCAUAUUUCCAGUAUGGGCAAUACCAAUAUUAGGAAUAAUUGUUGUCGCCGUCGUAGCAACUUUCGCAAUUUUUGAGGUAAAGAGGCGAAAGCACAGGAGGUUUUUCGACAGAAACGGCGGUGACAUACUCAAGAGCAUGGGCAUUAACAUCUUCACGGAGGGUCAGCUGAAGAAAAUCACAAACGGCUACAAAAAAUCUAUCGGAGAAGGUGCCUUUGGCAAGGUCUACAUAGGGGUAACUGAUGACUCCCAACAGGUUGCGGUUAAGUGCUCUACUGCGAAAGGCGAGGUUCUUCCGCAGGAGGAGUUCGUUAACGAGAUCACCUUCCAGUUCCGCAUCAGCCAUACUAACCUUGUCCGCCUCGUCGGGUGCUGCCUCGAGACAGAUGUUCCCAUGCUUGUCUUCGAGUUUGUCCCCAGAGGCAGCCUACACAGCGUCCUCCAUGGCGCCGGCAAGACACUCCCUCUGUCCAUGCCAGUGCGCCUGGACAUUGCCAUUGGCUCAGCGGAAGCUCUUGCCUACAUGCACUCACACGGUGGCCACAACCACGUCCAUGGCGAUAUCAAGUCCGGCAACAUCCUCCUCGACGAUAAUCUCACACCCAAGGUCUCUGAUUUCGGGUCGGCGAAGCUCGUGUCCGUCGCAAGCAGGUACUCCAAGUGGUGUGUGUCCGGGGACAUGAGCUACAUAGACCCAAUAUACAUAAAGUCUGGCCGCUUCACGGAGAAGAGCGACGUGUACAGCUUUGGUGUGGUGCUCUUGGAGCUCGUCACGAGGAAGCCGGCCAAGUACGGGGACAAUAGCCUCUACAUAGACUUCAUCAGGUCCUUCAAGGAGGAGGGAAAUGGAAGGAAGAUGUAUGACGAAGAUAUCUUGUCUGGUGAGGAUGCCCGAUCAUAUCAUCACAUGGAAUGCCUGGACAGGAUCAGUAGGCUCGCGGUCCAAUGUCUCAAGGAAGACGUGGAUGAGAGACCGACCAUGGCUGAGGUGGUGGAGGAGCUUAAGGAAGUGAAGGCAAUAGCCAGCGGAGGCUCAAGUUCUGUUGCAAGCUAAUUAAGCAUGCAUGGAACAUGGUCAGCACUCAAGGUAGCAACUACUUUAUAGCAAGAGUUCAGCAUAGUCUAUCCCUGUGUAUAUUCACUGUUACCAUUGUUGAGUUGAUUGCACUAUGAAUUGUGCAUGUAGUGGUACUCUCUCUUGUAUGUAGUGCAGCUUGUACUAUAGUCUGUUUCUGUGAUGCUGUAGUGUAGCUUGUACUAUAGCUACAAUCCGAUCGACUGUAACUGGACAAAAUAAAGGACGAAUCGGACAGGUUAUUCGCCGGGCGACGACCAGCGCAAGACUCUGUCAAGUGGCGAAUACUUACAAGCAGUACAAGAUUCUGACGGGUACG